Macaca mulatta (Rhesus monkey) is the source of this 4410-nucleotide messenger RNA. It is a transcript of the gene JAM2, whose product is annotated as junctional adhesion molecule 2. Gene Ontology annotation, cellular component: cell surface; protein complex involved in cell adhesion; plasma membrane. Lineage: Eukaryota; Metazoa; Chordata; Mammalia; Primates; Cercopithecidae. Gene Ontology annotation, biological process: leukocyte cell-cell adhesion. The record is from RefSeq and is a predicted model, not a curated record.
CCCCUCAGCUUCGCCCGAUGGGCAGAAAUUUUCCAAAUAUCUCCACCCCUAGGCUGAAAAGCCAAAAAGAAGUUUUGAGCCAAGGAGGGGAAGAAAGGAGUUGGGGCAAAGCAGGAGGCGUUUCCCCACCCGCAUACAUCCCCGUCCCCGAGACACCCAAUCCCCCCACCCCCAGCCUGCCCACGCCUCCCGCCCCCGGCUCCUCGCCCUGGGGACAGCUGGCAGCCCCGCGCGGACCAGACACAAAGCCGAUCAAUCCCAGAGGCGUGGGGGCGGAGGGACGACCCGCCGGGGCUUUCCCGGGCGCUGCUCUCCUCCUGCUGCCCCCUUGUUAGGACCCGGCGGACGCCUCGCCUGGUUUUCACGCCCUCUAGCCCCCACCCUCACCCCCCGCAAAAAAGAACAGACCCCCAUCCCUGGGCUGGAGGACCCGCCUCUUGGCAGCCAGCUGAGAAGGCGCCCCGGGGAGGGGGAAAUUGACAUCCCAUCUAGAGCCGUCCCUCCUCUUCCUCCCCUCCCGACUCUACUCCUCUCCCGCCCUAGAAGUUCAAGGGCUCCCGGCCUCCUGCGCUCCUGCCGCCGGGACCCUCGACCUCCUCGGAGCAGCCGGCUGCCACCCCGGGAAGAUGGCGAGGAGGAGCCGCCACCGCCUCCUCUUGCUGCUGCUGCGCUACCUGGUGGUCGCCCUGGGCUAUCAUAAGGCCUAUGGAUUUUCUGCCCCAAAAGACCAGCAAGUGGUCACAGCAGUAGAGUACCAAGAGGCUAUUUUAGCCUGUAAAACCCCAAAGAAGACUGUUUCCUCCAGAUUAGAGUGGAAGAAACUGGGUCGGAGUGUCUCCUUUGUCUACUAUCAACAGACUCUUCAAGGUGAUUUUAAAAAUCGAGCUGAGAUGAUAGAUUUCAAUAUCCGGAUCAAAAAUGUGACAAGAAGUGAUGCGGGGAAAUAUCGUUGUGAAGUUAGUGCCCCAUCUGAGCAAGGCCAAAACCUGGAAGAGGACACAGUCACUCUGGAAGUAUUAGUGGCUCCAGCAGUUCCAUCAUGUGAAGUACCCUCUUCUGCUCUGAGUGGAACUGUGGUAGAGCUACGAUGUCAAGACAAAGAAGGGAAUCCAGCUCCUGAAUACACAUGGUUUAAGGAUGGCAUCCGUUUGCUAGAAAAUCCCAGACUUGGCUCCCAAAGCACCAACAGCUCAUACACAAUGAACACAAAAACUGGAACUCUGCAAUUUAAUACUGUUUCCAAACUGGAUACUGGAGAAUAUUCCUGUGAAGCCCGCAAUUCUGUUGGAUAUCGCAGGUGUCCUGGGAAACGAAUGCAAGUAGAUGAUCUCAACAUAAGUGGCAUCAUAGCAGCCGUAGUAGUUGUGGCCUUAGUGAUCUCCGUUUGUGGCCUUGGUGUGUGCUAUGCUCAGAGGAAAGGCUACUUUUCAAAAGAAACCUCCUUCCAGAAGAGUAAUUCUUCAUCUAAAGCCACGACAAUGAGUGAAAAUGAUUUCAAGCACACAAAAUCCUUUAUAAUUUAAAGACUCCACUUUUGAGAUACACCAAAACCACCGUUGUUACACAAAUUAUUAAACUAUUAUAAAACUCUGCUUUGUCUGACAUUUGCAAAGAGGUACAUGAGGAAAUGAAAGUGGUAUUUCAUUUUAAUUUUUAUGACUACUAACUCACCUGAACUUGUUAUUUUAAACAAAUAGUUCUGUCCACACCUAAAAUACAGUCUGGCUUCUUGUGUCUGGACUAAGUUAAAAGAAUCAAAAUACUUUGUAAUAUUCUGGGCUUUGGCAACUGUUAACCAUAUCCUAACUUCUAGAGAACGUUACUAAAAUGUAACAUACUGAUUGUGAAGUUAAUCCACAGAUCAUGAAAAUAUAAAUCAGACUCUGAGCGAGAGUCCGAUUUAGGGCGUCCAACAAAUACUCUGACAGAUGCAAAAGGAACCUCUGGUCUCAUUUCUGCCAGACUCCUCUUUUCUCCCCUCAUAUCAUCUUAUUCCGAUGCUCGUUCAUCACUAACAUAUCCACAGAAAGGAGGAAGCGGGAUGGGUCUUAGGCCUGAGGAUUUGCACUUAGUGUUUACUUCCAUUCCUGAGAACUAAAAGCAACAUCAAAAGAAAUACCUAAUGGCUGGAGCCCACAGGUGUGCACCACAGGAUUCGCCUGGUGUGUGUCACUGAUUUCUUCAUUAAAUGUAAUUUUGACGGUCAAACACAAACCAAAGUGGCUUAUUUCACCCCUACUGCUGCUUGCCACUGCUUCCUUCUCGUAAGAUUUCUUUGAAGAGGAUCAGUGACCUUGGCAUCAGAACUCACCACUGGAGGCUACACAAGUUUGCAGAUACCUUUCCCUGCAGGAGUGGUGACUUCACAUCCUUCUGUCUCUAAAAAUUGUGCAGUGACAUUCCGGGUCAAGUUCCUUGGUCAGGGGUUGCCAAUUCUGCUUUUGGAAAAGGAGGGAUGUGGAGGGAAGAAGUAAUUGUCUACAAGGAAGAUGAGAUGAGAAAGCUCACUGACUCCCUGCAUCUGGUACCCCUCUUGAUACAUAGUGGGCAUAUGGAGAAAUGGCUCAAAUGAAAAGUGGGUCUAAUGUGGGUUUCUCAACUGAUGAACCACAAAAGCCUCCAGCUACUAUUACAAUGUGAAAAUUCCAAUGAUCCAUUUACCAGAGCAGUUAGACUAUGUUAAAAAUGCAUAUCAUCUGUAACUUCUUUUAAUUACCGAAUUGAUAUUAAAAACAAAACAUGGCUAAGGCAUGUCCUGUUCUGGGCAAAUCGGGAUGAAAAGGUCACUUGCUACCUUUGACAACUAUGAACAUGGUUAAUCUUCUUUCUUUUUUUUUUGAGACAGUCUCACUCUGUUGCCCAGGCAGGAGUGCAGUGGCACAAUCUUGGCUCACUGCAACAUCUGCCUCCCCUCCGCCUGCCAGGUUCAAGCAAUUCUCCUGCCUCAGCCUCCCAAGUAGCUGAGAUUACAGGCAUGUACCACCACACCUGGCUAAUUUUUGUAAUUUUAGUAGAGACGGGUUUCACCAUGUUGGCCAGGCUGGUCUCGAACUUCUGACCUCAAAUGAUCCACCCGCCUCAGCCUCCCGAAGUGCUGGGAUUACAACCAUGAGCCACCGCACUCGGCAGGUUAAUCUUCUUUCAAAAGAAUCUUAUCUUUCUACCCAAUUGGCAAAGCAAAUCCUCAGGAUUCACUGAGCAAAUGGAUUAAGCACCCACUGAGUGCCUAGCAUGUGCCUGGACACCAGGCCACUGGGAAGAUGCUCCCCCUUUGACUUAGCUGUGACAUUGUAUGUGUCUCACCAGAUCCCUUCCUGGAGGUCGGGCUUCUGUAACAUGGCUCUGCCUCCAAAAUCAAAUUUUCACCACAUGAUCAGGGAUCAGCAAAUAUUUUUUGUAAAGAGCCAGAAAGUAGAUAUUUUAAGUCAUAAGGUCCUUGUUAACAACUACUUGACUCUGCCAUUGUAGCACAAAGGCAGCCACAGCCAAAAUAAGCAAGCAGUCAUGUCUGUGUUCCAAUAAGACUUUAUUUACAAAAACAGCAGGCACAGACAAGAUUUGGCCCACAGGCAUAGAUUCCCAACUCAUGGUGGUGAAGGACAGAAAAAAACACCUGUUUACAAGCUUUUGUAAGAAAUUAGGCUAAAUAUUACCCGUUUUGGUUGGAAGAUUUCUUUGGUUUGAGGAAUGCUUUCCUCUUGCCUUGGCAUGCCAAGAGGAUAGAUGACUCUGAACGACGCCUCUUCAGACAUACCUGUCAUCACACGAGAUCAACUUCUUCAGUUUAAAUGACACAAAUCCACAUUGUGGAGGGAAAAUAUGUAGUGCCUUAGCUUCACUAAUAGUUGUAAAACUUCUUUUGAAGACAUCAAAGGCUAGAGGAUUCAUUUUAUGCAGUGUGAACAUCUAACACUCUCUGUGUCAAAUAUAUAUUGUACAUUACCUUAAACUAUUGUAAUAGCUAGGUAACAAUCCUUGUAUAAAGAAUGUUUUCUCCCACACAAAGGGCACAGUAUUGAGCACUAAUUUCCUAAUUAUUAAAAGUACAUGUAUGUAUCUGUGGGUCACUGGUGUCCAGACUUGUAUUUCCAUUUGUGUUUACUUGAGGAAUUUGAACACUAACAAUUGGUAAAAUCCCAUUGUAAUUCUUACAGCAUUUUGACUUUACUUUCUUGCAGUGAAUUGUGUUGUGUAAAGAUUUGGGCUUUAAAAUCUUUAUUAGCAAGCUUUGUUUUGUUUUCAUUAUUGUUGCUGUUGUAACCAGAUUUAAUUUAUUUUUAGUUGGAGGUUUGACCUAGCUAAAUCUGGACCAAUUGUUUUUCAAUACAACUUUGCAAAGAACGUCCUUCGUCCACAGGUGGCUUUGUUUGAUUAAAGUCUACACUAAUAAAAAUAGCUGAACUUGUUAAA